AUGGACAUUAUAGAGAAAUUGCCAGAGGAAUUAAUCCUCAAGGUACUAAAAUCUAUCGGUAUAGAUGACAUCAUAACACUAGGUAAUUCCACUUCCAGUGCACUGUUGAAGAAGACGAUAAUUUCAUAUUUUUCAAAACUUUCAGUAUGUGUAAAUAAUCGGAUCAAAAACUUAACUCAUUUGGGGAUGUAUAUUUUAACUAAAUCAUAUUUAUCUAAGGGAAAGCUACAAUUAAUUCAUGACUUCAAAUUACUUUUCGAACUAUUCAGAUUGAAUGAAGCUACAGGAUCAACUUUGCACCAAGAAAUAACCAUAACGUACUAUAUUUGGGAUUUAGUAGAUUUCAAUCAAUUCUUGAAUAUGGUAUUAAGUUUGAAGGGAUUUGGUCAAAUGACAUUCAAUUUGGAAUUAGAGUUUGAUCCAUCAAUCUUAGGAAUAAUAAAUUUGAACUUUUUAUUCGAAAUUUUGAAUCAUUUAAAUCUUUUGAAAUCAAUUACUAGUUUAUCCUUAACGAACUUCCUUGGUGAUUUCGAUUUUGAUUGUACCAAGUUUGUAUCUUUGAAAAGAUUUUGGGUUAUCAAUUCUGAUAUCAAAUUCUCCACUCCGUUGAGUCAGAGUCAAAGCUUACAAGACAUUAAUAUAUUUCCUAACGUUUAUGGAUAUAAUAGAAAUCGAUGGAUAAAUUUGAAAAGUUUACCACCAAAUGUGAACAAUCUCACCUUGGGGCAUGUCAUACUAAGAGGGUUCUCAAGUUACCCAAGUUCGUUGAAGUGUAUCAAAUUGAAAUAUGUAAAAGACUUGACUGAAGGUAAAACCAUGUUGAACUUAAUAAAGGCAAAUACCCAGUCUAAAUCAUUGAAGAAACUUUUCAUUAAUGACUUAAUCAAUGUUAGUGACGAAAUAAAUCUCGAACUAGUUGAAGAGAUAAGGAGCUAUGAAUCAUCCCUAAUAGAACUUUCGAUUCAAAAUUAUUUCAAUAAUAAUAACGAUGCAUAUGACGUCAAUGGAAACCAUAACCUUGAGAAUUUAGUUAGUCUAAGACUUUCAAAUUCAGUAUUUUCGUCAUGUAAUAGUGACAGUUUCAAUAAGGUCGUAAAAUUGAAUAUCACUAAUAAUAACAUGAAGAAUAUAGGAAACAUUCUUAAAAACCAAGUCUUGAAGGAGUUAUACAUAUCAUACAACCCCAUUGAUUGGUCUCAAGAUAUUAAAUGGCCACCUCAUCUUAUAAGAUUGGAAUUGAGAAAUACUGGGUUGGGGGAAAACUUACAUAAAUUACAAUUCCCCGAUUCAAUCAAGAUACUCGGAUUGGAAGUAAACGAUAUUAGAUCAGUUGAAAACUUUAAAUUUCCCAAGAAUCUUACAAAUUUAGGUUUAGGGUCGAACAGAAUUGAGUAUAUCAAGAAUCAUUAUUUACCUUCAAAAUUGGAGAUUCUUCAUUUAACAGAAAAUCUCAUCAAAGAGCCAAUAGAUUUCAGAUAUAACGCAGAUGGGGAAAAAUUGCAAUUGAUUUCGCUAUACAUUAACAGCAAUUCAUUCAAUUCAUUAAAAGGUUUCAAAUUCCCUGAAACCAUUGGAGCUAUCAAUUUUGAUGAUAAUCAUCUCAGAGUUUGCAAAGAUUUGGAAUUUCCUGAUAGUUUAUUCGAACUAAGUCUUGUAGGAUGUAGUCUAAGCGAAGUAGAUUUCAAAUCAAAAAAUCUUAAUCUUUUAAAUUUAUCCAAUAAUAAUUUGAAAUCCAUCAAGAACUUGCCCAAAAGCAUCAACCAAUUAAUAAUGAAAUUCAAUAAAUUUGAAAGACUAGAUUUCAAAAAGUUUCAUGAGUUCACUCAAUUGAAAUAUUUAACUCUUGGUAAUAAUAAGUUGAAGAAGGCCAAAUUUACUUUCAAUCAUGCAUUAACCAAUUUAGAUCUUUCAAACAAUGUCGUUGACGAAUUGGAAUUGGAUUUCGGUAAACAAGAAGUUUCAACCAAUUUGAUGUCUAUAAACUUAUCAGGUAAUAAGUUGAAAUCUUUGACAAGUAAAGAUCUAGGUCAUAAAUUCCCAGUGGCUCAUAACAAUUUAUCAGAGAUUGAUAUUUCAGAUAAUCUCAUCAAAGAGAAAGACAUUCAAUUGAAUAGCUUCCCACCUAACCUUAAAGUGUUUAUCAUUGGUCAUACUGGAUAUCAAGAUCAAUUUGGAUAUAACAUCGGGAAGAAUAUCAUUGCUAAUCCAUUAUGUACGGGAAAGCGUAUAGAGAGUUAA
Messenger RNA from Yamadazyma jaroonii, 2238 nucleotides. The record is from the annotation of a GenBank genome assembly. NCBI's taxonomy places the organism in Eukaryota, Fungi, Ascomycota, Pichiomycetes, Serinales, Debaryomycetaceae.